GAAAGUGGUUAAUUGAACAGCGAACUUGUUACGUAUGAACGGUAACUCGCUCUGCUGGUAUCAAGUAGAAUAUAAAAAUGGUUGACUCGCAAGCAACUAAUAUAGGGUCCCAUAAACUUGUUUCUGGUAUUGCAGGAGUUCAAUCUUUACUUACUUUUGCAAUAUUAGCUGCGGCAUGGAUUGUUGCAUUUUUCAGUCGUCUCUUUGCUAUUGUCAGAUUCGAGAGCAUUAUUCAUGAGUUUGAUCCAUGGUUUAACUACCGUGCUACACACCAUCUUGUUGAACAUGGUUUCUAUGACUUUUUAAACUGGUUUGAUGAUCGUGCUUGGUAUCCCCUGGGUAGAAUUGUUGGUGGAACAGUUUAUCCGGGGUUAAUGGUAACUGCUGGUGGUUUACAUUGGCUUCUUAAUACUCUACACUUUACAGUACAUAUACGAGAUGUUUGUGUUUUUUUAGCACCACUAUUUAGUGGAUUAACAGCUAUAUCUACAUAUCUUCUUACAAAAGAAUUAUGGAGUGAUAGAGCUGGUCUAUUGGCUGCAUGUUUUAUAUCUAUAGCGCCUGGUUAUAUUUCACGUUCUGUUGCUGGUUCAUAUGAUAAUGAAGGAAUUGCCAUAUUUGCCUUGCAGUUUACUUAUUUUUUGUGGAUUCGAAGCAUGAAAACUGGAUCAGUAUUUUGGUCGGUUUGUGCUGCCAUUUCUUAUUUUUACAUGGUAUCAGCUUGGGGAGGAUAUGUUUUCAUUAUUAACUUAAUACCCUUGCAUGUCUUUGUUUUGCUUUUGAUGGGAAGAUUUUCUAGCAAAAUAUUUACAGCUUAUAGCAUUUUUUUCAUCAUUGGGCUGCUUCUUUCAAUGCAAAUACCAUUUGUUGGGUUUCAGCCAAUUCGAACAAGUGAGCACAUGGCUGCUGCAGGUGUUUUUGCUCUUUUGCAAGCCUAUGCAUUCAUUAAGUAUCUCAGAGAUAAAAUGUCACGAAGUGAAUUUGUUUACCUCUUUAAUUUUGCAAUUGUUGCUAUGGCUGGAGUUGUCUUUUGUUCUGUAGUUGCUUUGACAUAUGCAGGGUAUGUUGCGCCAUGGAGUGGUCGAUUUUAUUCCUUAUAUGACACUGGAUAUGCGAAGAUUCACAUUCCAAUUAUUGCUUCUGUAUCUGAACAUCAGCCUACAACAUGGGUAUCUUUCUUUUUUGAUUUACACAUACUUAUAUGUGUAUUUCCUUAUGGACUUUGGCUGUGUGUAAAAAAUGUAAACAGUGAAAGAGUUUUUAUCAUACUUUAUGCUGUUACUGCAUCUUAUUUUGCUGGUGUAAUGGUUCGACUAAUGUUGACACUCACACCAUGUGUCUGUGUCUUGGCAGCAAUUGGCUUUUCUAAUACAUUAGAUCAUUAUCUCUGUGAAAAAGAUCUACUCUCGCCUGUUCUUUCAAAAGAAGAGAAAAAAAGCAAGAAAAUUGAAAAUGCCAAGAAAGAAGUUUCUGGCAAAAGUGGAGUGGGAAAAGAAGAUGAAGAUGUUCUUGCCAAAAAAACUGAAAAUGAAUCUGAUAAUGAAGCUCAAAAUGCUGGAAGUCAGUUAAAGAUGAUGGUUAUUGCACUUAUAUUCACCAUGUUUGUUUUAUAUGCUGUCCAUUGUACAUGGGUUACAAGCAAUGCAUACUCAAGUCCUUCAAUAGUACUUGCCACAAAUAACUAUGAUGGUUCUCGAAACAUUUUGGAUGACUUUCGUGAAGCUUAUUUUUGGCUGAGACAAAAUACUGCUGAUGAUGCACGGGUCAUGUCUUGGUGGGAUUAUGGAUAUCAAAUAGCUGGAAUGGCAAAUCGCACAACUUUAGUUGACAACAACACUUGGAACAAUAGUCAUAUCGCAUUAGUUGGUAAAGCCAUGUCCUCAAAUGAGUCUGCUGCAUAUGAAAUCAUGAGAAAACUAGAUGUUGAUUAUGUUUUAGUCAUUUUUGGUGGUGUAAUAGGUUACUCAGGUGAUGAUAUCAACAAAUUUUUAUGGAUGGUGAGAAUAGCUGAAGGAGAGCAUCCAAAAGAUAUAAGGGAAUCAGAUUAUUUCACUCCCCAAGGAGAGUUUCGUGUUGAUAAAGGAGGUUCGCCUACUUUAUUAAACUGUCUAAUGUACAAACUUUGCUACUAUAGAUUCGGUGAUCUCAGGUUGGAUCAUCGAUCACCUUCUGGUUAUGAUCGCACUCGAAAUACAGAAAUAGGAAACAAGAACUUUAAACUUACACAUUUAGAAGAAGCGUUUACAUCGGAGCAUUGGCUUGUCAGAAUAUACAAAGUUAAGCCGUUAGAAAGUCGUGUAAGCAGUACAUUAAAAAUGCGAUCAACAUCGAUAAAACAAAAUAGACAAAAGUUUUAUUCAAAGAAAACACGUUCUGUUAGAAACGGUCAGUUGAAGAACAAGCUUGAUGUAAGAAAAGGAUCGAAACCGAAAAGAUUGUCUCGAAGUAAAAAGGUUUGAUGCGAGAAAUGAGUAGGCAUAAAGAUCGCUUGGGAAGUUUUGGUUCCUAUUUAUAAUUGCAACAAGUAAUUGCAGCAAAAGUUUGACUUAGGCUUUUUUAACAAUUGCAAUAAUAGAACUAUCGAAUGUCAAAUUUUUUUGUACUUCGAAAUAAAAAUAUUAAAUUUAA
This is a messenger RNA of Hydra vulgaris (swiftwater hydra), 2628 nucleotides long. Its product is annotated as dolichyl-diphosphooligosaccharide--protein glycosyltransferase subunit STT3B. Gene Ontology annotation, biological process: post-translational protein modification. NCBI's taxonomy places the organism in Eukaryota, Metazoa, Cnidaria, Hydrozoa, Anthoathecata, Hydridae. Gene Ontology annotation, molecular function: dolichyl-diphosphooligosaccharide-protein glycotransferase activity. Gene Ontology annotation, cellular component: membrane. The record is from RefSeq and is a predicted model, not a curated record.